Molecule: messenger RNA, 6047 nt
Organism: Zophobas morio
Lineage: Eukaryota; Metazoa; Arthropoda; Insecta; Coleoptera; Tenebrionidae
Product: glycerophosphocholine phosphodiesterase GPCPD1-like
Exons: 4
Coding region: 261-2429 (722 amino acids)
Biological process (GO): glycerophospholipid catabolic process
Molecular function (GO): starch binding; glycerophosphocholine phosphodiesterase activity
Source: RefSeq, a predicted model, not a curated record
UUGCCGUCAGCUGCUGUCGGUAAGCGUGUGUAGUGUUUAUUGGUAUCCAAGCAGCGAAGCCAAAAUUUAGUAAAAUCGACCGAAAAAUGCCUGCAUUAUUGCCUACUUUACUCAGGUGACAGUAGUUGUGUUUAAUAUGUCACUUUUGUGCAAUAGCAAAUAAUCCGCGGAAAUUUAUCCACUGGAAACUGCCUUUUGUUUCGCGAAAAUUGGCUUCGUUGUCAGUGAAAUCUGUGCCAUUUUGCGGAUAAAACGCCAGCAUGCAACGGUGGUUCUUCCUCGAAGACCCCAACAACGCUAUUUUGCGGGCCGCCAAGGGGGAAGAAGUGCAGCAGCAAGCUGCCAAGUCCACCGCGAAGUACCCUCCCAGGCGUUGGCUGUUUCGCACCCGCGUGCUCGACCUCAAGAAGGAUGAGGUGGUUUGUGUUUCUGGCAACGUUCCCGAACUGGGCUCAUGGCAGCCCGAGAAAUGCGUGCCACUGGAGCAGGAGGGCGAUUCGGACGUGUGGUCGAAAACCAUCAUGAUCCCGGAUAAAGUCAACGUGCAGUACCGCUACCUGGUGUGCGUCGUCGUCGAACCCGGCCUCCAGGUGAUUGUGCGCAGCUGGGAAGGUCACUUCAAGCCCAGAAACAUCCUGGCCACCGAGAAAUCACCCUCUGAGACGGAUGAUCCGCAAACUUACGGAGAAUACGACGAGACUGAAAGGGUCGAUAGAGGCUGGUUGAACAAGGAAACACUUAUCCAACUGAAGUUCUGUAAUAACCCCUUGACGCUGUGGCGCCCCAAGUACACGAACCGCAAGGUUUUCAUCAAGGUGACGCCAGUUGGUUUGCUGCGUCAUACCUCGAGUCACCCUAAGACCAUGUCUGAGGCACUAGAGGAGUCCCUCAGUGCGGAUACUCAAGACACAUUCGAAAACCCCAAGCACGCCCUAUGCGAAGUUGCCAGUUUGAACGGUGAAGAUGCAACUUUUCAUCCUCAGCUACAAUUUGGAGAAGAAUAUAAGGAAAAUGACAUGCUAAUUUUCCAAGCUACCGUCUUGUUUCCGGCGAAUGUGGCUUUUUUGAUAGACUUGUAUAUCUAUAGUUCGAGACGGGGUGAAGGUGAACCGCCGCAUCAUGCUGGAUUUAGUUAUUUACUUCCCACGGUCCUUCAGUCGUCGGAGGGUAGUGUUGUCUUGCCUGUGACGAGUACCAAACAUCGACCCUUGGGCCAAGUUCGAAUAGAUUAUAUUGUAAUUAAACCAAUGCCCAAUUUCAAGUGUGAUUUGAGUGUUUCGUACGGCAGACACUGGAAGAAGAACAGAGCCGGUUUGGACGUUGGACAUAGAGGAUCUGGGUCUAGUUUUAAGACCCAGAAUUGCGCCGAAGUUAGGGAAAAUACAGUUGCCAGUUUAAAGAACGCCGUCGACCAUGGAGCAGACUUUGUAGAGUUUGAUGUCCAACUGAGUAAAGAUUUAGUGCCUAUCGUGUAUCACGAUUUCCAUGUUUGUAUUUCCAUGAAGAAAAAGAAGCAGUUAGAUGAUACCGACAUGCUUGAACUUCCAGUUAAGGAGCUUACUUUCGAUCAGUUACAAUUGUUGAAGGUAUACCAUCUGAGUGAAGGCAAAACAAAGAAUCCGCGUUUCUUUGAUGAUGAUUUGGAAGACCAUCAACCGUUUCCCACACUGCAGCAUAUUCUUGAAGUACUAAACCCACACGUAGGUUUCAACAUCGAGAUCAAAUGGACAAUGCAAUUGCUUGAUGGAUCUUACGAAUUAUAUCAUCCCACUGAUAUCAACUUGUACUUGGACACUAUUCUAGAAGUGGUAUUGCGUUAUGGCGGAGAAAGAAGAAUCAUUUUCUCUUGUUUUAAUCCGGAUAUCUGUGCUGUGAUUAGGAUGAAACAGAAUAAAUAUCCCGUAAUGUUUUUGACUAUAGGAGAAAGCCAAAUUUAUGCUAAAUAUAUGGAUCCAAGAUGUUGGUCAAUUCCAGCAGCAGUACAAUAUGCCAACAUGAUUGAAAUGUUAGGACUUAGUGUUCAUACUGAAGAUAUUAUGAGAGAUGCAUCGUUGGUUCAAUUGGUGAAGAGAUCAGGUUUGAUAAUCUUUUGCUGGGGAGACGAGAAUGCAGACCCGUCAACAAUUAAGUAUUUAAAACAGCUGGGUUUACAUGGGGUCAUUUAUGACAAAAUAUAUCAGUUUUCGAGUAAAGAGGUAAAAGAGAGUAUCUUCUUGGUUGAAGCUCGUGAAUCCCAAAAAGACCUGAUCAGGUUGGCAGCUGCCGCCGCCGAAGCUGUUCCUGUAAACCCUCCCGUUUCCAUUAUUAAAGACCAAGUUUUGGAUAUAGAAAAGGCAAGACAACAUGUUGAGGAAACAGUGUCUACUGCUACGUCUCUAGAAAGUUUAGAUAGUCAUAUAUCUGACCAUGAGAGAAACGGUACAGGUUAGAAGAACUAUAUAUUCUAGAUUUCUUAUAUUAGCAGAUUUAGUUUUUGUUUACAAGUAUUACCUCAUUUAGGGGAUGUUUUAGUAUGAAGCUAAAUUAUUGUAGGUAAUUUUUAUUAAAUAUGCUACUUUAAGGUUGUGAUUAUUUUCUUGAAUUUAAUGUAUUUUGUCUAUUUUGUUUUAAUAACAGGGUUACGAGUAAUGGUUAUGUUAUCACUACCAACCAUUACUUAUUUAUAUGUUGCACGGGAAUGUUUUAAUUUUUAUUGACUUGUAAAAGGACGUAUUUAAUUAGGUGCGUUCAUUGCAAAAAUAUAAUGAUUUGAUGGCAAAUUAUAUCUUGCUUAAAACAGAGCUACACAAAUAGUUGACUAUUUUUUUCUGUUUAACACUAUAAUAGCCGCAAGUAUUUUUUUAUUUAUAAUAAAAUUAUUACUUUUAAGGAAAUUUUCUAAGUAGAUAAACAUGAUACUGCAAGAUAGCAGCUUUUGGUUUAGUUUUAUUUGUUAAUAGUUACCUCAUGUUUUGUAAUGUUAAAAUCCAUAUAUGUAUCUUUGUGAUUAUGGCGGUAUAAAAUACAUAUUUCAUUAUUGUGAUAAAUUCUUCCAUCGUCAGCUAAAAGAGUCGUAUUUUGAAAUUGACUAGACUUUAGCAGUGAAAUUUUAUCGCAUACAUUUCUGUAAGACAUAACAACACGAUUUCUGACGUAACAUUUAAUCAACAAAAUAGCUGUCGUUAGUUUUAUGAGAGUAAAGCACAUUGUGAUAAGAGGGGUUACUAUGGGCUAUUGAAAAAAUUGAAGCUCCUUGUGAGGACUAUUUAUGAGACAUGAUGAACAUAACUAAAAGUUAAUUUUUUAAACAGCGAAACACUAAAAAAAUAUAAGAACGGGAAAAUGUACCUUUUUUAAUUGGGUUAUAAUUUAAUACAUGGUGUAAAAAUAUGUUUCAGAUAUUAUGCCCUGGUUUCAUUUAAUCACACGACUGUUGCACAGUAUUUUAAGUGCUAUCAGAUGUUUGUGUAGUGAUUACUAUGUACGUGGAGAAGCAUAAUAUACUUCUUUAAAAUGUGUUCAAAAAAUUCGAAAACAAUAAUCUUGUAACAUAUUGUGGAAUAGUUGCUAUUGCAUAAGUAAUUAUCCAUAAAUAUUAAAAACAAACAUGAAAUUGCUAGUUGUAGUAUAAACCUUUUUUUCAUAAACAACGUAAAUAUUGUAAAUUUUUAGAAGUCUCGCACCUUAAAAACACAAGUAUGUUAAUACACUGAAGAAUCUUGACGUUAUAUGCGUAAUAGUACACAACGAAUAAGGAGUUAAUGAAGUGAGUUUUAAGUGCACCGUGGUAAAUAUGUUACGAAAAUUGUAAAAAAAAUCAGUCCAUUUGCAUCUAGUAUUUUUUUUGUAUUCAUUGCAAUUUUUUAAAUAUGUUAUUGAAGUGAUUAUACUUACAUAUUAAUAUUGUUUAAUAAAAACUUAAAAACUGUUGCGUGAACUUCAAAUAGAGCACGUACAAGCAAAUUAGAUGCUGAGAUUAUCGAAGGUUUUUAAUUUUAAAUUUGGGAUAAUAGUCGUCUUACUGUAUUAAUGCAGGCCCCGAACGAGGAAAAUAUUUUUUGCCGAAUAUGUUGGCCCUGUUACUUGUCUGCAUUUUUUAAAACUGGUUAAGUUCAUAUAGCCCCACUUAAGAUGAAUGUAGAUAUUAUUAUUUAAAAAAGGUCUGAUAUCGUUUCGUAAAAAUGAAUAUUCAGGCCUUGUUUAUUUUAACAAAAGUUUGUUUUAGGAGUUAUUUCAAAAAGUUAUUUCACUAAAAUAUAACCUCUGGGCGAAAAGCCUCUAAAGUUAAUUACAUGAUGUUUUCGCGAUUAUGGCAUAGUUAAAAACUUUUUUAUUGUUUAAUGAACAAAGGUAGUUUCCAAAAUCUUAUGGUAGCAGUUUUAUGUUACAAAAAGAAAGAUUGUCUGAUACACUGUUUAACUUUAUGCAGACAUUUUGUUAGGAUUUCCUGUUACAUUGCCCUUUCAGUACUGACUUUUUUUUAGUUUCUGUCACUGUCGUAUAAUCAAGGUGUUUUAUUACUACCUGAAGUUCUUAGAUUUAUUUAAUAUUACAAAUAAUUCAUUAAAAAAAUGUCCAAUAGGUAUGUGGUGUGCGGUAUGCGUACUAAAAAAAGUUAAUAAAUUUGAAAUUUAAUCUGAAACAUUCACAUCAGUAUUUUAAGAAAUCAAGUUUUUUUUUUAUUAUGCACAGUAAUUGAAAUUUCGUAUAAUUUUUUUAAUAAUGGAUCUACAGUUUUUGUAUUUUCUUAAUAAUAAAUAAUUUAUUUUAGUAAUACAGCCUCGUAUUACUAGGCAAGUAAGAUUUGCAGAUAACGUAAUUUUUCACUGCUUGUUUGCACUAAAAAACAGUGGGAUGAUUUGAUAAGAAGAUUGAUAAUAAGAAAAAACAAGUUGUAAUAAUAAUAAAUGACCAAUGAAUAGGGCAGUAACAUGCGUCAGGAUUUUGGAGCAAACGUUAAAUAAAAGUUUGUAUUUUAAUUUUCUUAAUAAUGAAUGUUAUUUUAAAUAACGAGCUUAUCGUUUACUAGAAAUUUAGUUAUAAAAUUUGUAUUGUAGUAUUUUUGAGUUUAAUAGCUUUGUAAUAAUAAAAAAUAAGUUAGAGUUUUGUUUACAGAGGAAAAAGUUUUAAAAUUUGUAAAAUGUUCACUUGCAAAUUCUUGUAAGUGUAUUACGUAAGAGAAAUUAAGAUCUCUUACUGAAAGUUUGAUAGUGGAGAAGUUGGAGGCGAGCCCAUUUUUAUAAUCUCUAACAGCGUUUUCUAGCGCAAAUGAAUUCCUUCAAGUAAAUAUAUAGAGUAUUGCCUCACAUAGAAUUAAUUGAUGCUUGAACAAGUAAUGUACAAUAAGAGAGAGAGAGGGAGAGAGUUAUUUUAGUAAUUAGUUUUUCAUUAGUAAAUUUUAAUAAUUCUUAUAGUGGGAAUUUAGCAUUAAACAGUGUUUCCAAAGUAGAGAAAAGUACUUGUUUGUCACUUUUCUUUUAGAGAUAAUACUGGUAUGUAUUAAAUAUUGUGUCUUUAAAUUUGGUGAUUUAAAUUUUUUGAUUUUUUUGUCACUUACUACUUUUAGUGAAAAGUGUUCAGCUGACUGUUAUUUAAAUUGAAAUGCUUUAGAUAUAUUUCAUUGACAUUGGCUUUUAAAUAACUAACAAAAAAAAACUGAAAACCAAAUAAUUUACGCCUUGUUUUGUGAAAAGAUCUGCAUAUUUUUGUGCUAAAUAUACAAAUGUUAAAAUUUGGAUAACAUUUUCGCAAUAAAGUUCUAAUCACUGUUGUUUUAGUAUUUAUUUAAUUUUUGUAAACAUGUGAUAUUAAUUAAUAUUUUAUUGUAUGUAUUUUUUGUUCUUAUGUAGCUUGACAGGAUACAUGCAGUGAUACUAGUGUUAUCUAUACUUCCAUGAGAAGAUGCUAUGGGCAUGUCAGCCUGUGUCAAAAGAAGUGUACAAGUGUGAAAUCUUCGAAACUCAGGAAACAAUACCAAAGUUUUGAUACACAUAAAAAAUAUAUAUAAAUGAAAUAUUAUUUUAUCAUUUAUAUUGAGGAAGAAAACCAAUAAAGACAUUUUGAUAUAA